Choloepus didactylus (southern two-toed sloth) is the source of this 5443-nucleotide messenger RNA. RefSeq names its product complement C4-B-like. The record is from RefSeq and is a predicted model, not a curated record. Lineage: Eukaryota; Metazoa; Chordata; Mammalia; Pilosa; Megalonychidae. The transcript has 41 exons. Gene Ontology annotation, cellular component: extracellular region. Bases 86 to 5314 code for a protein of 1742 amino acids. Gene Ontology annotation, biological process: complement activation; inflammatory response. Gene Ontology annotation, molecular function: protein binding; endopeptidase inhibitor activity.
CAGAGUCGACUCUGCCCAGAGCUCUAGGUUAGCCAGAAAGGAGCAGACAGACAGACAGAUCUUAGCCCUUUUGGAUCCUCUAGCCAUGAGGCUCCUCUGGGGCCUGGUGUGGGCCUCCAGCUUCUUUGCCUUGUCUCUGCAGAAGCCCAGGCUUCUCCUAUUUUCUCCUUCCGUGGUUAACCUGGGGGUCCCCCUGUCUGUGGGGGUGCAGGUUCAAGGUAUCCAGUCAGGACAGGUGGUGAAAGGAUCAGUGUUCCUGAGAAACCCAUACAAUACUAGGUUCCCCUGCUCCCCAGAGGUGGGCUUCACCCUAAGCUCAGAAAAAGACUUUGCGCUCCUCAGCCUCCAGGUCCCCCUGGAAGAUGCAGAGGCUUGUGGCCUCCAUAAACUCCUUGGAAACCGUGAGGUUCAGCUGGUGGCCCGAUCCCCUUGGCUGAAGAACUCUCUGUCCAGGAAAACAGAUACUCAGGGUGUCAACCUGCUCUUCUCCUCCCGCCGGGGACACCUCUUCCUGCAGACUGACCAGCCCAUUUAUAACCCUGGUGGGCAGGUCCGGUACCGGGUCUUUGUUCUGGAUCAAAAGAUGCGCCCGGCCACUGACACCCUCACGCUCACUGUGGAGAACUCUCAGGGGCUCCGUGUGCGGAAGAGGGAAGUGUUCACCCCCUCGUCCAUCUUCCAGGAUGACUUUGCAAUUCCAGACAUUUCUGAGCCAGGGACUUGGAAGAUCUCAGCCCGGUUCUCAGACAGCCUGGACUCCAACUGCAGCACUGAGUUUGAGGUGAAGAAAUAUGUUCUUCCCAACUUCGAGGUAAAGAUCAUCCCCGGAGAGCCCUACAUCCUGACGACGCCUGGCUUUCUCGGGGAAAUCCAAUUAGACGUCCAGGCCAGGUACGUCUACGGGAAGCCAGUGCAGGGGGUGGCAUAUGUGCGCUUUGGGCUCUUAGGAAAGGAUAAUAAGAAGACUUUCCUUCGGGGGCUGGAGAAUCAGGCCAAGCUGGUUAAUGGCCAGAGACACAUUUCCCUCUCAAAGGCUGAGUUCCAGGGUGCCCUGGAGAAGCUUAACAUUGGGAUGGCUGACCUGCCGGGGCUGCGUCUCUAUGUUGCCGCGGCCAUCAUUGAGUCUCCAGGUGGUGAGCUGGAGGAGGCAGAGCUUACAUCCUGGCGGUUUGUGUCAUCUCCCUUCUCCUUGGAUCUUAGCAACACCAAGCAACAUCUCGUGCCUGGGGCCCCCUUUCUACUGCAGGCUCUGGUCCGUGACAUGUCCGGCUCCCCAGCCUCUGGCAUUCCUGUCAAAGUUUCUGCCACGUUGUCUUCUGGGUCUGCUUCUGAAACCCAGGACCUUCAGCAAAACACAGAUGGGGGUGGGCAGAUCAGCGUUCCCAUCAUUAUCCCUCAGGCCACUCAAGAACUGCAGCUCUUGGUGUCUGCAGGCUCCCCCCACCCAGACAUAGCCAGACUCAUUGUGAGGGCCCCACCCUCAGGAGGCCCCGGGUUUCUGUCCAUUGAGCGACUGGAGCCUCGACCCCCUCAAGUCGGGGACACCCUCAACCUGAACCUGCGCGCCACGGGCAUCAGCGGGGACAGCGUGUCCCAUUACUACUACAUGAUCCUUUCCCGGGGUGAGAUCGUGUCCAUGAAUCGAGAGCCCAGGAGGACCGUGACCUCGGUCUCCGUGUUUGUGGACCAUCACCUGACCCCCUCUUUCUACUUUGUGGCCUUCUACUAUCAUGGAGGCUCCCCAGUUGCCAACUCCCUGCGAGUGGACGUCCAGGCUGGGGCCUGCGAGGGCGAGCUGAAGCUGAACGUGGACGGAGCCAAGGAAUAUCAUCCUGGGGAGUCCAUAAAGCUCCACCUGCAAGUAGAUUCUCCGGCCCUGGUGGCGCUGGGAGCUGUGGACACGGCUCUGUAUGCUGUGGGUGGCAGGGCCUACAAACCCCUCAGCAUGAGCAAGGUCUUCGAAGUCAUGAACAGCUAUGACCUCGGCUGUGGCCCUGGGGGUGGGGACAGUGCCCUUCAGGUGUUUGAGACUGUAGGCCUGGCCUUUUCUGAUGGAGACCAAUUGACCUCGGUCAGAAAAAGUGUGAGCUGUCCCAAGAAAACGCGGAAAAUGAGGAACGUGAACUUCCAAAAGGCGAUUAAUGAGAAGUUGGGCCAGUACACUUCCCCGACAGCCAAGCGCUGCUGCCAGGAUGGGCUGACACGGCUACCCAUGGUGCGCUCCUGUGAGCAGCGGGCGGCCCGCGUGCAGCAGCCGGACUGCCGGGAGCCCUUCCUGUCCUGCUGCCAGUUUGCCGAGGGCCUGCGGAAGCAGGCCCGUGCCAGGGACCGGGGGGGUGUUGCCCGAGCCUUGGAGGUGCUGCAGGAGGAGGACCUGAUGGAAGAAGAUGACAUUCCCUUGCGCAGCUUUUUCCCGGAGAACUGGCUCUGGAGGCUGGAGAAAGUGGAUCAUUCCCGCACAUUGACAAAUUUCCUCCCUGACUCGCUGACCACCUGGGAGAUCCAUGCCGUGGGCCUGUCCCAGAGCAAAGGCUUGUGUGUGGCCGCGCCGGCCCGGUUCCGUGUGUUCCGUGACUUCCACCUGCACUUCCGCCUGCCCAGCUCUGUCCGCCGCUUUGAACAGCUCGAGCUCCGGCCAGUGCUCUACAACUACCUGGAUAAAAACUUGACUAUGAGCGUCCACGUGUCCCCAGUGGAGGGGCUGUGCCUGGCCGGGGGUGGAGGCCUGGCCCAGCAGGUGCUGGUACCUGCGGGCUCUGCCCAGCCUGUUGCCUUCUCCAUGGUGCCCAUGGCAGCUGCUGCUAUAUCUCUGAAGGUGGUGGCUCGAGGGUCCUCAGAGUUUCCCAUUGGGGACGCGGUCACUAAGGUUCUUCACAUUGAGAAGGAAGGGGCCAUCUUCAGGGAGGAGAUUAUCUAUGAACUCAACCCCCUGGACCACCGAGGCCGAAGCUUGGAAAUUCCUGGCAACUCUGAUUCCAACAUUAUCCCUGAUGGAGAUUUCAGCAGCUUUGUCAGGGUCACAGCCUCAGAUCCGCUGGACACCCUGGGCUCUGAGGGGGCCUUGUCGUCAGGAGGCCUGGUCUCCCUGCUGAGGCUUCCCCAAGGCUGCGGGGAGCAAACCAUGCUCUACUUGUCUCCAACGGUGGCUGCCUCCCGCUAUCUGGACAAGACGGAGCAGUGGAGCAAACUGCCCCCUGAGACCAAGGACCACGCAAUGGAUCUGAUCCAGAAAGGCUACAUGCGGAUCCAGCAGUUCCGGAAAUCAGAUGGCUCCUACGGGGCUUGGUUACACCGCGGCAGCAGUACCUGGCUCACGGCCUUUGUGCUGAAGGUACUGAGUUUGGUCCAGGAGCAGGUGGGCGGCCCACCAGAAAAGCUGCAGGAGACUGCUAGGUGGCUGCUGUCCCAGCAGCAGGCUGACGGCUCCUUCCAGGACCCUCUCCCAGUCAUCCAUAGGGGCAUGCAGGGGGGCUUGGUGGGAAAUGAUGAGACCGUGGCGCUCACGGCCUUCGUGGUCAUCGCCCUUCAUCACGGGCUGGCCGUCUUCCAGGACAAGGAUGCAGAGGAGCUGAAGGAGAGAGUGAAAACUGCUAUCUUAGCUGCAGACUCCUUUCUGGGGACAAAAGCAAGCACUGGGCUGCUGGGCACCCACGCAGCUGCCAUAACGGCCUAUGCCCUGACACUGAGUGGCGCCUCCGAGGACCUGCGCAAUGUUGCCCACAACAACCUCAUGGCCAUGGCCCAGGAGACCAGUGAUUACCUGUACUGGGGCUCAGUCAUCGGGUCUGAGAACAAUGCCGUGUCGCCCACCCUGGCUCCUCAGAGUCCAUCAGAGCCCGUGCCCCAGGCCCCAGCCGUGUGGAUCGAAACCACAGCCUACGGCCUGCUGCACCUGCUACUUCAGGAGGGCAAGGGGGAGGCGGCCGACCGGGCCGCAGCCUGGCUCACCCGCCAGGGCAGCUUCCAGGGGGGAUUCCGCAGCACCCAGGACACAGUGAUAGCCCUGGAAGCCCUGUCUGCAUACUGGAUCGCUUCCCACACCACCGAGCAGAGGGGCCUCAAUGUGACCCUCAGCUCCAUGGGCCGCAAUGGAUUCCAGUCCCACACACUCGAGCUUCACAACCACCAAAUCAAGGGGCUGGAGCAGGAGCUGCAGUUUUCCUUGGGCAGCAAGAUUAACGUGAAGGUGGGAGGAAACAGCAAAGGCACCUUGAAGAUCCUCCGUAGCUACAAUGUCCUAGACAUAAAGAACACGACCUGCCAGGAUCUUCAGAUCACGGUGACAGUCAAAGGCUACGUGGAGUACACGAUGGAAGCCAAUGAGGACUACGAGGACUAUGAGUAUGAGCAGCUCCCAGCCCGGGAUGACCCAGACGCCCACCCCCGGCCCGUGACGCCCCUGCAGCUGUUCGAGGGACGGAGGAACCGGCGCAGGAGGGAGGCGCCCAAGGUGGCGGAGGAGCAGGAGUCCAGAGUGCAGUACACCGUGUGCAUCCAGCAGAACGGCAAGGCGGGGCUCUUCGGCAUGGCCAUUGCCGACAUCUCCCUCCUGAGUGGGUUCCAGGCCCUGCGGGCUGACCUGGAGAAGCUGACCUCCCUCUCCGACCGGUACGUGAGUCACUUUGAGACGGAGGGGCCUCAUGUCCUGCUCUACUUCGACUCGGUACCCACCUCCUGGGAGUGUGUGGGCUUCGGGGCUGUGCAGGAGGUGCCCGUGGGGCUGGUGCAGCCAGCCAGCGCAACCCUGUACGACUACUACAACCCCGAGCACAAAUGUUCUGUGUUUUACGGGGCACCAAGUAAGAGCAAACUCUUGGCCACGCUGUGCUCUGGUGACGUCUGCCAGUGUGCUGAGGGGAAGUGCCCUCGACAGCGGCGAGCCCUGGAGCGGGGGCUACAGGACGAGGACGGUUAUAGGAUGAAGUUUGCCUGCUACUAUCCCCGCGUGGAGUAUGGCUUCCAGGUUAAGGUUCUCCGAGAAGACAGCAGAGCUGCUUUCCGCCUCUUUGAGUCCAAGAUCAAUCAAAUCCUGCACUUUACCAAGGACACCAAGGCCACUGCCGGGCAGACCCGAAACUUCCUGGUUCGAGCCUCUUGCCGCCUCCGCUUGGAACCUGGGAAAGAAUAUCUGAUCAUGGGUCUGGACGGGUCCACCCUGGACUUCAAGGGGGACCCCCAAUACCUGCUGGACUCAAACAGCUGGAUCGAGGAGAUGCCCUCUGAGAGCCUCUGCCGAAGCACCCGCCAGCGGGUGGCCUGUGCCCAGCUCAGAGACUUCCUGCAGGAGUACGGCACUCAGGGCUGCCAGGUGUAGGGCUGCUUUCCCAGCUUCCUCAGAAGGAGCUGAGCUGGGAAGGGCAGUGCUGGAAGGGGUUGCAUCUGGUGCGCUGAGCAUAGCCCCUGGGCAGGGCCGGGGGCAUAAUAAAGGCCUUUGACAGCCAAG